AUGAGGAACCCUGGACACUUUGCCGUCCUUUGCCUCCUAUUGGUGACCAUAGACCUGCUCCAGUAUUGUGCAGGCUCACACUGGCUGAAGACUUUCAAGACUGUAAUUAUGGAGCCUGGCAUAUUGGAGGGCCGGUUCAUCCAGGUCAGCUAUGUAGACUCCAUACAGUUUCAGGGAUUCGACAGCAAAUCAGAGACUGCAGGGAUGCAACCUCGGGCUGCUUGGAUGAAGCAGGAGCCACCUGAAUAUUGGAAGAAUGAGACAGACCAAGCACUGAGCUCUUCACUGACAGGAAGACGAACUCUUAUAUACAUGGUGACUGAAAAUAAUAACAAGAAGAAUGACUAUCACACCCUGCAGGAAGUGUUUGGCUGCAAUGUGGCACAUGAUGGGAGCUUCCUUGGUGGUCACUACGGGCUCACCUACUAUGGCUAUGAUUACAUCAUCCUGAAUGAGGACCUGAACUCUUGGACUACAGAGGGAAAAGUAGGUGGAAAAUUUACUCCAGACCAGAAGCAAGGAAGUGUGACAGAUAUUUGGAGGACUUACCUGCAAGGGAAGUGCAUAGAAAGGCUUCUUAGAUGCCUGGACCUUGGAAAGGAAACCUUGCUGCGCUCCGAUGCCCCCAGAACACAUGUGACCCACAAAGUAACACCUGAAGGGAAUGUCACCCUGAGGUGCUGGGCCCUGGGUUUCUACCCAUCUGACAUC
Molecule: messenger RNA, 711 nt
Organism: Mus caroli (Ryukyu mouse)
Lineage: Eukaryota; Metazoa; Chordata; Mammalia; Rodentia; Muridae
Source: RefSeq, a predicted model, not a curated record